This is a messenger RNA of Carassius gibelio (silver crucian carp), 2958 nucleotides long. RefSeq lists its product as uncharacterized. Gene Ontology annotation, biological process: DNA integration. The transcript is spliced from 2 exons. Gene Ontology annotation, molecular function: nucleic acid binding. Bases 73 to 1185 code for a protein of 370 amino acids. NCBI's taxonomy places the organism in Eukaryota, Metazoa, Chordata, Actinopteri, Cypriniformes, Cyprinidae. The record is from RefSeq and is a predicted model, not a curated record.
UCGGUGCACGCCCUAAUUCAAGCUUGCCCGAGAUGCAUAUUGUUUAAGUCCAGACGGGAGGUCCGAGCGCCAAUGGUACCCAUCCAUGCGAAGGCCCCCCUUCAUAUCAUGGCUAUGGACUUCUUGACACUGGGCCGACCACGAGAUCGCUACCAGAACAUCUUGGUAAUAACGGAUUUGUUCACAAAGUACGCUUGGGCUAUCCCCACCCUCGACCAGACUGCAACCACCACCGCUACAGUUUUAUGGCGGGCCGUCUUCCAGACGUUCGGAUGCCCGGAGUUUCUGCACUCCGAUCAAGGAGCCAACUUUGAGUCCAGGGUAAUUAGAGAACUAUGCCAGUUGUACGGUUGCACGAAAACUCACACCACUUCGUAUCAUCCUCAGGGGAACGGCGGCUGCGAGAGAUUCAAUCAGACCCUAUUGGGGCUGCUGGGGACCUUGGACCAACAACGGCAGGACGAUUGGGUGAGUGCAUUGCCAAACCUCCUACAGGCCUAUAACAACAGUAUACAUAGUACUACGGGUUACGCCCCCACGUACCUGAUGUUUGGCAGACACAUACGAAUGCCUACUGACCUGGUCCUAGGAGUGACAGCCGACCAAGAGGAAGCAAGUGUAACGGAGUGGGUGGGGCGCCAUCACCAGCGCUUGCAUUUCGCCUACGAGCAGGUGUCGAAAAGGAUACAGACGGCAGGAGAGAAAAGUAAGCGGUUGUAUGAUCGGACUGCUAGAGAAGCCCCUCUACUGCCAGGAGAGAGGGUGUUGGUGAGAGAUAAUCGGCGGCAGGGGAAGGGGAAACUGAGUGACCGUUGGGAGGCCACCCCUUAUGUAGUCUGCCGGCAGCAGAGGCCGGGACAGCCGGUCUAUACCAUCCGGCCAGAAGGGAAGUCAGGCCCCGACCGUGUGGUGCACCGGAACAUGAUUCGCCCAUGCCCUAACUACCCUGAAGCCGUGGAAGAAGUCCCCACGGAACCUGUACCAGCGGCCCCCUGGAUUGAAGGUUGGGCUGUGGUACCAGGGAGACCCGUGGUGGCACCACCCCCGAUCGCCCCGAGAGAACCAGAAGCAGCCCCUGAACAAGCUGAGCCCGAUUCACCAGUGAGACGAUCCCAGCGAGAGAACCGAGGCCGACCCCCUGCCCGCUAUGGUGAGUGGACAGCCCGAGGACGUUCUAGGGACUAGAACGGAUUGGCGGGGGAGGAUGUCACAAGGUGACGAUCUUUAGGGGCGGAACCAAAAUUCGGGAAGUUUGGUUCCGCCCGGAAGUGUUUCCGCCCGGACCGGAAAAACAGAACACCGGAACUUCCGGUAGCGCCGUAAGAGGGAAAAUCAGGGAAUUCGAUGCACCUGUGCCUAGUUAGGGACAGCGGUUGGUGAUUGGAGGAUACGCUGGACAAGGCAGUACUUAAGGCCAAGUUAUUUCACAGUCUGAGAGCUCUUUCUGGUGUGUGUGAAGCACUGUGUCGUGCCCGUCUUGGUGCGCUGCUGGUGGCUGUCUAACUCUCUCUCUCCCUCAGGCUGGAAUUGUAUGAUUGUGAAGACAUCGCGAACCUUAAAGGUUGAGAAGUGAACGGAUUAUACGGCGAAUUGAGACGACGUGAAAAAGGGGAUUGGAAGCGGCAUUGAUGUGAGUACUAAGAGCAAGCCGAAAGUGCCCUGUAUAUUGACCUGGCGUUGUGUAGAUCUCCCCAGGAGGAGGAGGGCGGCCCUACCCCUAAUAUAGCGUGGUGGGAGAGCCGAAGGAAUACUUAUUGAAGUAGUCACAACGACGACAUCACUAGCUAGGCCGCAUAUUCCAUCGCCAGAUCCGAACCAAGCGAAGUGAAGGAAGACGGGUGUCCUUUUCGUACACUGAGUGUGGUGGGUGAGUCUUCGUGCUGUGAAAACCUAUAAUUUUGACGUGGUGCUGUAUAUUGCUGUGGGUUGCUGUGUAUUGCCGUGUGUCCUGUCAGAUAAACCCCCGCCUUCACGCACUCCGUCGCGGGAGGACAAGGAGACUGCUGGUUCUAGCCUAGUUCAGUAGAGUAUAUGUUGUGAGCGUGCUUCAGAUCUCCGGAGAUAGCACGGUACGCUGUGUUCAGCCCAGAGGUGGGAGCUAUUCAAAGCAAACUAACUGUGCUUUGUGUCCAAUCUGAUACCUGUGGAGAGAAAAGGAAAGAGAGAGUGAGUAACACAAGGAGAAACAGAGGAAACCUGUACUUACAGUACGCUGUGUUCAGCCCAGAGGUGAGAGUCAUUCAAAGCAAACUAACUGUGCUAUUGUGCCCAAGUUGAUACCUGUGGAGAGAAAAGGAGAGAGAUUGAAUAACACGAGGAGGAAUAGAGCGAACCCUGUACUUACAGUACGUUGUGUCCAGCCCAGAGGUGAAAGCCAUCCAAAGCAGAGUAACUGUGUUUUGUGUCCAAGUUGAUACCUGUAGAGAGGAGGAGAGAGAGUGGAUAACGCGAGGAGAAAUAGAGCGAAACCUGUACUUACAGUACGCUGUGUCCAGCCCAGAGGUGAGAGCCAUUAAAAGCAAACUAACUGUGCUAUUGUGCCCAAGUUGAUACCUGUGGAGAGAAAAGGAGAGAGAGUGGGUAACACGAGGAGAGACCGAGGAAACCUGUACUUACGCCGCUGCCUGUGGAGAAAGAGAAAGCGACCGUUGCCUGUGGAGGAAGAGAAAGAGAGUGAGCACCCCGAGAACGAACUGUGUGAACCAGUACUUACCGUGAGUUGUAUUCAGCGAAGAGGAGGAAGAAGGAGGGCGCUACGGAUACCUAAGACUCUGGCCGGGCCCCGAGUCCCACGCCCCGGAUCCCCGUGGCCCCCUUGCUCCCUGACCUCUUCCCGGCCAUAGCCCAUCUGGAGGGCCGAGUCAGAGUUUAGUUUUAAUUACCCUUUCCCUAUUCCCCAAGCUAUUUUUAAAUAUUUAAAUAAAGAUUGUUUUAUCACUUACUUGUUCUCGUGUUGUU